Molecule: messenger RNA, 3539 nt
Organism: Eurytemora carolleeae
Lineage: Eukaryota; Metazoa; Arthropoda; Copepoda; Calanoida; Temoridae
Product: serine/threonine-protein kinase tousled-like 2
Exons: 8
Coding region: 395-2995 (866 amino acids)
Biological process (GO): intracellular signal transduction; peptidyl-serine phosphorylation; chromosome segregation
Cellular component (GO): nucleus
Molecular function (GO): protein serine/threonine kinase activity; ATP binding
Source: RefSeq, a predicted model, not a curated record
CUGAUGAGGACUGGACACACAACCCAUUAUCUACUUCACAAACUCAUUUCUUCCACAUUUUUAAGUUAUACUAUUUUUUAAUUGUCGCCCAAAAUUGGAACUUAUCGUUAUUUUUUACCUUGUUUACGUCUGAAUCUUUAUUUGUCAUGUAUUUUUGUUCAAAAAGCCGUCUGAUCUGUUAAAUAUGUGUGAAAGUAUCCAAUUACAGAGAACUAGGAUUCUUCAUGGUGAAACACUUUUGAAAUGACAGAUUAUCGUCGAACGUCGACCGCAAAGGGUUGGGUAUUGUGACUCCAAGUGUAGGUUCGGUGUUCUCCGGGUCUAGGUCCGACCUCUGGGAGCUAGAGGAGAAGGAGAGGGAUGUUUAUGUAGUAAGUAACGGAGAGAGCAGAGGAUGGAUAGUGAGUCCCAGACUAAGGUUGACCCAAGGAAACAGGCCUUGUUGGAGGCCAGGUUCUUCGGGACAGCUGGACGCGAGGAUAUCGAGUUUGAUCAUGAUAUAACUGAUAUAUCACCGAACUCUCAACCAUUCAUUCCGAUUCCUCCGACCCUGCCAGCUCAUCUUCAGGGACCUCCUGGACUUCAAGGAGUUCCAGGGCUACAGGGAGUUCAAGGUUUCCAAGGAGUUCAAGGAGUUCAAGCUCCCUCUUCUCCGCAACAUGUUCCUCGUCCCACACUUCCUGGAAUAGGUCGAGGGACCCAGAGUUUACCCCCCACUGCUGCACGCCCAAUGCCCCCCUCCCCUAUCAUGAAGGAUCCUAAGCGUAUGAGGAAGGAGUCCGGAGCCAGGUUCGACCUGACCGAGGUCAACAAGGUCGGGUUGCAGAAGUUCCUUCCUGACGGAGAUCAUUCCAAUCCUUUGAUUAACAUGUCCUCUACCUUCAGCCAAGAUUCUAAUCAAAGUACAGGCUCGAUAGCGUCCGAUGACGGAAAAAGUGCCCAGGAUCCUUCUCCGGAUAAAACUCCUAACGCUAAAACUCCGAAGGAGCGGAAACGAAAACGCAAAAACGGCGAUGACAGUGAGGUGUCACAGUCCUCUAAACCAGGCCGUAAAACAAGUGAUAAUAACCGGACAAUUAAUGACUAUUUCGGCAAGCCGACGAGUUCGCCUGGACGAGGGCCCAGUGGGGCUAAAUCUCCUUCUCCUAACUCAAACCAAUUUUUACCAUGCUCCCCUCAACCUACUUUUAUGUCGGGAAUGGGGGACUUUAGGAUGCAGCCGCCGGCGCCGCGACCCGGUCAACAACCCGUGCCCCGUGGACCGGGGGUGGUUAAGGCGACCCAGACCGAUCUAACGGUGGAUAAGGUUGAGGAACUCGAAACUCGAAGCUCGGCUGAGAUCGAGGUUCAAGGCGCUAAGAUUGAUGAGUUGACCCGAAGACUCGCUUCUGCGCAGAAAACUAUUGAUAGUCAGAAGGAAACCAUCAGCCGUUGUCUCAGUGUUGCCAAGGAACUACUGAUUGAAAAAUCCACGAUAGAACGCAAAGACGCAAGAGCUAAAUGUAUGGCGAACCGGCUUCGUCUUGGUCAGUUUGUAACUCAACGUGUCGGGGCAAGUUUUCAAGAAAAUUGGACUGACGGAUACGCGUUCCAGGAGCUUGCCAAAAAGCAGGAGGAAAUUUGUACAGAGCGGGAGGAGAUUGAUAAACGGAAAAAGUUGCUUGUCAAAAAGAAACCGGUUGAUAAGGAGGAUGGGCGAAAAAAGGGCGGAGCCGCAACAGCCAACAAUGCGAACCAUCAAUCCUUGGAUCAGCAGCAGAUGGGUCUUCACAACGGAGCAGGUUCGGAGGAAACUACUUUUAUAAAACCUCCACCGAGGGAUGCGCUCACAAUGCAGGAAUAUUACGAAGCUGAAGAAAUUCUUCGGUUACGGCAAAACUCUCUUAAACGAGAUGAUGCAGAGAUGGCCAUAGAGAUGGAGAAACUUGAGAGGGAGCGGAAUCUCCACAUCAGAGAGCUCAAGAGGAUCCACAAUGAGGAUCAGAGCAGAUACAACAACCAUUUGGUCCUUAACGAUCGGUAUCUACUUCUAAUGCUGUUGGGGAAAGGUGGGUUCUCUGAAGUGCAUAAAGGAUUCGACAUGAAGGAACAGAGAUAUGUCGCAUGUAAAAUACAUCAGCUUAACAAGGAUUGGAAGGAUGACAAAAAGGCAAACUAUAUCAAGCACGCGCUCAGAGAAUACAAUAUUCACAAGGCGCUAGAGCAUGCACGGAUCGUGAAUCUGUUCGACGUUUUUGAGAUCGACGCCAACAGUUUCUGCACCGUGUUGGAGUACUGUGACGGACACGAUCUUGAUUUCCACCUCAAGCAGCACAAAACUAUCCCGGAGAGGGAAGCACGAAGCAUCAUAAUGCAGGUCACCUCAGCACUCAAAUAUCUUAAUGAAAUCAAGCCUCCGAUCAUACAUUACGAUCUCAAACCAGGAAACAUCCUUCUUACCGGGGACCAUGUUAUCAGCGGUGAUAUUAAGAUAACAGAUUUUGGACUCUCUAAGAUAAUGGACGAGGAUAGUUAUAAUCCACAGGAGGGUAUGGAUCUAACCAGCCAAGGGGCGGGCACCUAUUGGUACCUCCCUCCAGAGUGCUUUGUUGUCGGAAAGGCUCCGCCCAAAAUUUCCUCUAAAGUGGACGUGUGGUCCGUUGGUGUUAUAUUUUACCAGUGCUUGUACGGGAAAAAACCGUUUGGACAUAAUCAAUCUCAGGCCACUAUCCUAGAGGAAAAUACCAUCCUCAAGGCCACCGAGGUUCAGUUCCCUAACAAACCCACCGUCUCCACGGAGGCCAAGAACUUCAUUCGUAAAUGCCUGUGCUAUAGGAAGGAGGAGAGAAUGGAUGUUAGAAUAAUGUCUUCUGAUCUCUACCUGUGUCCGCCUGUAUCCAAACAACAGCAGAAGAAAGAACAACAACUUCAACAACAGCAGCAGCAACAGCAAGCUGCUCAGCACAACCCACCGUCAUUCUUUCAGCAAGUUUACAGAGAAACAUCUGACAGCUAAUUCCUUUAUUUGUGAUAAGGAGGAGGAGGAGGAUAAGUGAAUGGGAAAGUGAUGAAGGUGUCUCAGAAAAGUUAUCGAAAAAAACCUGUCUGUUAACAGAACACGGAAAGAUUAGCAGUAUUUAUCAGUCUUUUGUUAAAGAUUUAAAUCGGUAAAAUUGGUUUCUAAAUUACGAAAAGUUGCUGAGACACCUUAAUAUACAUAUUCACGAAGUGGCCAAUAUGUUGUAUAAAUAUAUUCGGCUAAACACUUAGUUUGGCCGCUAGACAAUGUUUUGGACUCUGUCAAGAACACAGUAACAGGACUUCUCCCGAACUCGAAAUAUUUUAUUCUUUAAAAAAUUAAAUAAGUUAAGUUAACUUGAAAAAAAACGUUCCAAACUUCAGAAAAUUCUCCUUAACUUUCUGAAUUUUUAAUACUUGCAUUUUGUGUAUAAAAAAGAAACCCUGUCAGGAGGUUUGAUAAAAUGAACUCCGGUCUAUGAAUACAUGAGUUCAGAAUUGUGAUCCAUGGUUCCCGAACUAAAUAAAUCGUUAUUCCUUUA